Molecule: messenger RNA, 555 nt
Organism: Limanda limanda (common dab)
Lineage: Eukaryota; Metazoa; Chordata; Actinopteri; Pleuronectiformes; Pleuronectidae
Exons: 2
Coding region: 22-555 (177 amino acids)
Biological process (GO): pore complex assembly; cytolysis in another organism; monoatomic cation transport
Cellular component (GO): pore complex
Molecular function (GO): channel activity
Source: RefSeq, a predicted model, not a curated record
CCUGUUCCUCUUGCAGUCAAGAUGCCAGAAACAGCAGAAGCUGUGUCAGCGACAAUCACCACCAACAGAAACUGCACCAUAGAAAUAACCAAUGUCAGCGGCAGCUACUGUCUCAUCAACCCCAAGGUGUACAUGGCGAGCGGCUUCUGCCAGCACCCGCCCCAGCCGACCGUUCGCACCGCCAAGACCGAAGUGUGCUCGUUCACCAAGGACGACAACACCGCCACGGGCGCCGUGGGCCUGCUGACCUAUGACCUGUUCCAUAUGCAGAGCCGGGUUUGCUCCGAGCGCAUGGCCAUCUUGUUCUCCGUGCCCUAUGACCACAACUUGUACAAGAACCGGCUGGCCAUGGGCGUGGUGGAGCAUUCCCGCGACUGCGACAAACAUUUGUACGACCAGAUGUAUGACGGCAAAGACCUCAGCAACAUGUCCCGCUCUGAUGCAAAUGGCUGCGGGCUGGAGUACAAAGCCAAGUAUGUGGAUUUGAAGGCGACCAUGUCCACUAUUGGCAAAGCCAUUGUUAAACUGGAGCUCUAUGAUAAAAUGGGUCAUUAA